GACUUAUCCUUACCGUUCAAAAUCGUCUUUUCAGAGCGAUGACACAAAACUCUGCACCUAAAAAUCAACCUUCUGCUUUUUCAACAUUCAUCACUGAGGAUCCUAAAUAGUAUAUCAUAAAGACACUCUCCUAGUAAUGCCAAUUAUUUCUUAUCAUUCAAUUAUUAUCAAUAACCUAGCCGCCCAACCGGGGGCUGUCGACACAACGUCUUCCCAGAUUCUCUUAUCAAGAGCGAUCGCAGAUCACGCUUCUACGUCUCGUCCGCCAAUUGUUAGGACACUAUACUCUUCGAUUGCUGUCACAUCUCUUUACGAAUCCCCAACAAGACAUAUCAUGACCGUUGGAGACGCAGCCAGCACAUCGAAAGAUGUAGGAUUGGAUGGUGAGAGAAUGGAGGAAUGUAAUGAUUCUGCGAGCAGGCGAAACUCGUCGACAUUGGGAGUGAACGAAGCCUCCGUGUCCCAUAGCCUAUCAGAUUUAAUCACUUCAGUUAAUGAUACAGUUAUCGAUCCUCAGUAUCCGCAAAACCCCUGGGAGCUUCCACAUCUCAACGCUGUCCCAGAGAAUCAGAGGAAACGUGAUAAAGGAAAAGGAGUUGAACGUGGAAGAACGUUAGAACGAGGCCCAAGAUACUGUAAUCCUCUUGAAAAGGCUGAGUCACGACCUAGAAGAAACAAAACAACUAUCGAAGUUGAUGGUCGACCCAUACGAAAGCGCGAUCGAAGUCAUACUCUUCAUGAUAACCCCGAUGAUCCUGCUGCAAUAUUUGAUGACCAGGUAUUAGAACCAUUGAGAGGGAUAGCUCAACAGGAUAGUUUUUCGGAGGUACUUAGCGGACAUGCAUCUCCAAGCAGUCUGAAUGGCUCUCUUGACGUGAAAGAAUUAAAGAGUCGACUUCGAUCCAGGACUCUUGGGGGAAGCUCUAUAAGCUCGACCAUAUCUCCAGUGGAAUCACUCACACGGACAGUUACAACAGUUUACAGCGACUCCUUUCCUAUUUCUCCUGAACCAAUCUUACCAGUUGAAUCGUAUUCGAGUCGUCUACCUAGUAUUGAUCGAUUAGAAGAAUCUGCUCGUCAAUCAACAUCAUUCACGUUCUCAAAAUUACCAACAGAGAUCAUUCAACAAGUAUACAACUACCUCACACCGGUUGAUUUCAAUUCAGCCAGACAUACAUGCCGAGCAUGGCUUCUUAACAGUAUAGAUCGUUCCCUUCUUGAAAACAUGAUCCGGCGUGGCGGUUGGGAGACUAGUUGUCGACAGGAGAUCUCCGAUACCAAAAGUUCGACCUUUCGACGUAGUUCCAAAUAUGAAUGGUUCAUGAGUAAACGUAUUUCGAGGGAAUGUGCUCUUGGUCCAGAUUGGACAGGGUCUGGAGUACCGGUAACCCCAGAUAACUUUCCACUAGAAUGCAAGGAUUCUGCCUUUUUGCAAGCUUCGACCGUGGAUUUCACAGAAGUCGCGGUUCAAUAUAAAGAAACGACUCCUGCUGGAACCGUUUUCACGGUGAGUAGUUGUGGGAAGUUCUUGAUGGCUGCGAACGGAUGUCUAGUCUAUAUUUACGAAUUGAACAGAAGCCAUCGUGACGUGGACAAUUGGUAUGAGGUUCAAGCUGGUUCUUUGCGUCCAGUCACUAGUAUUAUAUGUCCACACAGAGUGUUAGCAUGUAGUAUGGAUACUUCCUCACAUAGAUAUGCAAUUGCCGUUUUGCUUGAUGGACGCAUGGGUCUCGUAUGCGAUAUUUCUCUUAGCAAUAUUGCUGCCCCUGUUUCUUCCGAUCCCGAGACUUCAGAUGCUUUCUCGCACCAUUCAAGCUGGUCAGAUCUUUCACUCUCUCCCGCAAAUGACUUUCACCACGGUGUCUCAUUUCUCGAUCGCGUUAGCUUGGAUAGUUCGGCCCCUGUGCAAAGGGCUGGAAGAUCUACAACCGCUUUCGUUUUCCCCGGAAUAGCUACAACUCGUAGUGGCGGUACUUCUCCAGGGAUUGCGCAACGUUCAGAAUACCACGAAGCGCUUCGGUCAGCUAGUGCUGUAAAAAAUUCAUACCCUUCAGAAGAAACUAGCCCCCACUCUGUUGGAGCAAGAAAUCGAUUGCGAAGCAAGUUGCCAGCUCGUAAAAUCUCAAACUCGGAUGCGAGAGAAAUGCCAGUUGAAACUGGCCCUCGUUCAAUAUAUCGAAAUCUUUGUUCUGAGGACGAUCCUCCUCGUUCUGUGGCUAUUUGUCCUCAAAGAAGAUGUGUGGCUUUUGGAUGCUCGGCAGGUAUCGAAUUGCAUUGGGUUGAUGCUUUGACCGGACAGGAUCUGAACAGAUGGUUUCCACUCACUGCUCCAAGUGAUUUCUUGUUCUUUUUACCUCCACGGAAAAGUGUGGACUCGGCAAAGAAGCUGAGGCUUAUUAGUAGCGCGGCUAAACCCAGUGAAUGUACAGCUGUGCAUGAAAGGUCAUAUGGAAGAAGGCCACGGGGUGCUUCAUUCUGGCAAAGAAUUGGGUGGAGCGGAAGUCAUGGAGAUAACAUCGAGGAAAUAGAACGCGCUCAACAGGUAUUAAACCCAGUGGGAAGAUUUCGUAGUGAUUCUGGUCGAAGAGUUGAUCAUUCAGAUCACUAUCGUGCCAUACCACUAAGUGACGGGUAUCAUAUUUUGUUUACAGAUCCCAGCACAGGAGCACUUUGUUUAGGCACUGAUGCACCUGUUGGAGGACCUACCAAAUUGCUUCGCAAAGUUUGGUUUCAAGGGCCAGAAGGUAGAGGUAGUCCAACGGUUUAUGCUGGAGGUUCUGAUCUGAGCUGGGGAGUGAGAGUUGUGGCAGCAUUUGGAAGUUGGGCAGAACAGAGUAUCUGGAUGUUUUCUGUUCCUGCAGAUGUGUUUCAUGCAGCUCAGAGCUCUCAGAAUGUCUUGGAGAGCUCUGUAAUUCAUAAACGAAACACUCCCAAAAAUUCUAAAAACAUGCAAUGGCUGGACUGGUGGCCUGACGAGGGACUCCAAGAAUGGCUCAAUCUUAUUCGGCAUCCAGUACCUGGCAUUUUGCCGGGAAAUAUGUGGCCACUUAGAGUCCGGGGUCAGAGAAUUGGUGCAUGUUCCGGAAUAGUCGAUCUUGCGAUUGAUUCGAACAAUGGUAUUACAGUUUGGGCCUUUAGUACUGAUGGAAUUGCCAAAGUCUGGCGUUUGGACGAUGGAAAUGAUAGGGAUAUCACAAAGCUAAGUGUAUCAAGAGAUGGUACUACUCGUGAAAAUGUCUCGGAUGAUUAUGUCAAUGUUGAAAGGAGCUGCGAUUUCGUCACUUCAGAAAUCCUUCAACAUCGCCCAUCGCUAGAACAACAAUCUUUUGAUGGAGCUAUGUCGCCAGAUUUAGACGGCACAAUCUCUCCCGAUAUAUCAACAAUCAUUACAGUACGGAGAGGCUCAGAUUGGAGCUAUCAAAGCGUGAAUUAUGAUGAAGAUGGUGAUGUGGUAAUGGAAGAUGUUUAUGGUCCGGGUGUCGAUAUGCCAGCAGCUUGGUCGAAGCCAGAGAGAGAAUACGAAGAGGAUGAACCGUUACAAAAUCAACAGUACCAGUAUUUACAGUCGCGCUGGCCGAGAUCGGCUAUAGGGUAUAGGUGGUGGUGGGAUAGGGCAGUGGCGAGUGGAGAUUUGGCAAGAGUGGUAGAGGCGAGGGGCGUGUCGAGAAUUGAAAUUGAAAUUCGUUGAGGGAGCUUGGGUAUUGAUUAACGCAAAGAAUGAGUGAAGGCAUUGUAUCAUUUGUAGACGAAUAAAUGAGGUCUAUCCGUAUACUUUGUGAUCAUGGGAUAGUGGAAGUCGGUGUCGAUUAUUGGAAUUAAGAUUGAGUAGGUGAAAAAUUGUAAUCUUACAUGAUUUGGAUUGGCAAGAGGCGCUUCAAAUUAUUUCCUAUCCACUUUAGUCGUAAAAAAUCAUCUAGAAUAAUGAAACUGUUCAAUAAUAUGCA
This is a messenger RNA of Botrytis cinerea B05.10, 3944 nucleotides long. RefSeq lists its product as hypothetical. Gene Ontology annotation, molecular function: protein binding. The record is from RefSeq and is a predicted model, not a curated record. The transcript is spliced from 4 exons. The coding region runs from base 137 to 3688 and encodes 1183 amino acids. Lineage: Eukaryota; Fungi; Ascomycota; Leotiomycetes; Helotiales; Sclerotiniaceae.